This is a messenger RNA of Exophiala aquamarina CBS 119918, 1686 nucleotides long. RefSeq lists its product as uncharacterized. Gene Ontology annotation, biological process: amino acid transmembrane transport. Gene Ontology annotation, cellular component: membrane. Gene Ontology annotation, molecular function: amino acid transmembrane transporter activity. Bases 1 to 1686 code for a protein of 561 amino acids. The transcript is spliced from 2 exons. Lineage: Eukaryota; Fungi; Ascomycota; Eurotiomycetes; Chaetothyriales; Herpotrichiellaceae. The record is from RefSeq and is a predicted model, not a curated record.
AUGCCUAAAGAGAUGGAACAGAGCUCCAAGGAGUUCAAGGAUGUCGCGGUCCUCCAACCAACCGUCAGUGACGAAGAUCUCGGCUCAGCACAGAAUGUCGACAGCCUGCAUCGAUCACUGAACAACCGACAAAUCCAAUGGAUUGCAAUCGGUGGCUCGAUUGGCACAGCGCUCUUCGUCAGCAUCGGCUGGGGUCUUCUCGAGGGAGGACCUGGCUCUCUCUUGCUGGGUUUCAUGUUCUUCAGCUCCAUCAUUGCCGCCAUUAACAGCGGUAUCGCUGAGAUGGUCGUGUACAUGCCGGUGUCUGGUUCUUUCAUCCGGUAUGCUGGGAAAUGGGUCGACGAGGCCUUUGGCUUCAUGGCGGGCUGGAAUUUCUUCCUAUACGAAGCCAUCCUGAUUCCCUUCGAGAUCUCCGCACUCAACCUUGUCCUGAAGUUUUGGAGAGAUGACAUCCCCGUAUGGGCUGUCUGUCUCGUGUCGAUCUUCCUCUACGCCAUCAUCAACGUCUUCGCAGUGCGCUGGUACGGAGAGGCAGAAUUCUGGCUGUCAUCCGGCAAGAUCAUUCUCAUCAUCGUCUUGUUCUUCUUCACCUUCAUCACCAUGGUCGGUGGUAAUCCUCAAGGCGACGCCUACGGCUUCCGGUACUGGCGUGACCCUGGCGCUUUCGCUGAAUAUGUCACGAAGGGCUCUUUGGGCAAAUUCGAAGGCUUCCUCGGUGCCUUGUUCGUCGCUGCCUGGACCGUCUGUGGUCCCGAAUAUAUCGCCAUGGUUGCUGGUGAGGCGGUUUACCCUCGUGUAACCAUCAAGACCGCCUUCAAGACUGUGUACUGGCGAUUCGGAUGCUUCUUCAUCCUCGGAGCAUUCUGCGUCGGCAUUGUGAUCCCUUACAACGACCCGACACUAAUCCAUGUGCUGAGCAACGAAGGCACUGGCAGCGGCGCCGCCUCACCGUAUAUCAUCGCAAUGCAGAACAUGGGAAUCGGCGGCUUGCCGCAUCUCGUCAAUGCACUACUGGUGACCAGCAUCUUCUCAGCUGGAAACACGUACUGCUUCAUGGCGACUCGAUCCUUGUACAGUCUUGCGCUUGAAGGCCACGCUCCCAAGUUCCUGCGCGCAACCACCAAGAAAGGCAUUCCCCACUGGUGCUUCUGUGUCACCAUGGUGUUCCCCUUCUUGAGCUUCCUCCAGGUCAGCAGCGGUUCCGCCCAGGCGAUACGCUGGCUCGUCAACUUGGUCACCGCCUCCCAGCUCCUCAACUACGUCGUCAUGGGCACCACCUAUGUCUUCUUCUACCGCGCUUUGAAGGCUCAGGGCAUCGAUCGAAGGACCUUGCCGUAUAGAGGCUGGUUCCAACCAUAUAUCAAUAUCGUCGGCGUGGUCUUGGUGACCAUUAUCAUGUUCAUUCAGGGAUACACAGUCUUCAUCCCCAGCUGGUGGACCGUGGGCACGUUCUUCACCUACUAUACGAUGAUCUUCGUCUGCAUUCUGCUCUUCGGCGGCUGGAAGCUGGUCAAGGGGACCAAGUUCGUUAAGCCCGAGGAGGCCGAUCUAGUCUGGGAUAAGCCGGUCAUCGACGCCUACGAGGCCAGCAUCGAUCCCCCGCUCGGCCUCUGGGAAGAUAUCUGGAUCACCACUCUCACUUUCUUGAGGAUCAAGCACAGAAAAACCGAGAAGGUCGAUGCUUGA